Messenger RNA from Phoenix dactylifera (date palm), 1287 nucleotides. It is a transcript of the gene PRXR1, whose product is annotated as Peroxidase superfamily protein. NCBI's taxonomy places the organism in Eukaryota, Viridiplantae, Streptophyta, Magnoliopsida, Arecales, Arecaceae. The record is from RefSeq and is a predicted model, not a curated record. Gene Ontology annotation, molecular function: heme binding; peroxidase activity. Gene Ontology annotation, biological process: hydrogen peroxide catabolic process; response to oxidative stress.
ACCCUCCGCUUUAUUUAAGACCCAAGGAGGGGGCGUCGUAGGAGCACAGAUUGAGUGGGAUAGAGGGAUGGGUUCUUCUUGGGGUCUUCUCUUCCUUGGUUUCCUCUCCUUGACAGCAGUGGCACUUGGGGAGGAUGAGGUGGGGGCAAAGCACUCCGGCCUUGUGAUGGACUUCUACAAGGAGUCAUGCCCGCAGGCAGAGGAGAUCAUAAGGGAGCAAGUCAAGCUGCUCUACAAGCGCCACAAGAACACGGCCUUCUCCUGGCUUAGGAACAUCUUCCAUGACUGUGCUGUCCAGUCUUGUGAUGCCUCACUGCUGCUGGACUCUACAAGGAGGAGCCUUUCUGAGAAGGAGAUGGAUAGGAGCUUUGGUAUGAGGAACUUCAGGUACCUUGACACCAUCAAGGAGGCUGUGGAGAGGGAGUGCCCUGGGGUGGUCUCUUGUGCUGAUAUCUUGGUCCUCUCUGCCAGGGAUGGCAUUGUUGCACUUGGGGGGCCAUACAUUCCUCUCAAGACAGGGAGAAAGGAUGGGAGGAGAAGCAGAGCUGAUCUACUCGAACAAUACCUUCCUGAUCACAAUGAGAGCAUCUCUUCAGUCCUGGACAAGUUUAGUGCCAUUGGCAUUGACACUCCCGGCGUUGUCGCCCUCCUUGGAUCCCAUAGCGUGGGACGCACCCACUGUGUGAAGCUGGUGCACCGGCUCUACCCGGACGUGGACCCGGAUCUGAACCCUGACCACGUCCCUCACAUGCUGAAGAAGUGCCCGGAUCCGAUCCCUGACCCCAAGGCCGUGCAAUACGUGCGCAAUGACCGUGGCACGCCGAUGAAGCUGGACAACAACUACUACCGCAAUAUCCUCGACAACAAGGGCCUUCUCCAGGUCGACCACCAACUAGCCUACGACAAGAGGACCCGGCCGUUUGUGAAGAAGAUGGCCAAGAGCCAGGACUACUUCUUCAAGGAGUUCUCCAGGGCCAUCGCCGUCCUGUCGGAGAACAACCCGCUCACCGGAGACCAGGGCGAGAUCAGGAAGCAGUGCAAUGCUGUCAACAAGCUCCAUUAGAUGGAUAAGCCCAGCCAGUUCCCCAUGGAAGUUAAUUUGGGAGAUGGGAGGGAAAAUAAGUUGGUGUUGCUUUGAUGUGUUCUAAUUGGCUAUAAGUAGUAGAGUUGGGGGGUCAGUUUGGAGGAUGGAUGUACGCAAAGGAUGGUGGUGAUGGUGUAAUGGUGAAUGCAUGGAUGUGUAAUAAUUUCAUUUCAUCGUGGUGCACCUUCAUGGUUUAUAUUUGA